This is a messenger RNA of Brettanomyces bruxellensis, 1545 nucleotides long. RefSeq lists its product as uncharacterized. The record is from RefSeq and is a predicted model, not a curated record. Gene Ontology annotation, molecular function: protein binding. The coding region runs from base 1 to 1545 and encodes 514 amino acids. NCBI's taxonomy places the organism in Eukaryota, Fungi, Ascomycota, Pichiomycetes, Pichiales, Pichiaceae. The transcript has a single exon.
AUGUAUUCAUAUAGCCAAUCAUCCAGAUGCCUUGGAUUACUGGUACGAAAAGUCAUUGCACCUAGAAAGCUAAUCGUCAAGCGUUUAAUCGUUACAAAUAAUAAUACAGAUGAAGGAAGUUUGAGUGCAAACGGGAAAUUAGAAAAAUCAAACCAAGAGAAGCUUUUGGAUGACAGUCGUACUUAUUUUAAAGAUCAGCGGCGAUUAGAGAAUUUGGCAUGCAGCAUAAGCCAAGAACAAAAAAUUAAUAACUUAAAUUCUGCAGAUAUAGACCCAAAAUCUGAAAAAAGUAUUGUGAGUAUGUUCUACAACCUUGUCGAUUUCAAAUCAUUCAACUCGGUUCCAGAGUCAGACUAUGAUACUACAGCUUUAAUUCGAAAAAAACGAACUCGAACGAAAUUGCCGAGACCACCAGAUGGUUUAAGUCCAGUUAAAUUAGAUCAGUACAUUAAACUAGUCAAUGAGAUGAAUUUCAAUGCGAACAGAAAGCUUUCCAGGGCCAUCUCGAACAUUUACCGAGAGAUUAUCGAUUCUCAGACACUUGUUAACAUCAAAUCAUUUAAUAUUAUUGUGAGAUUUUUCUCCGUGGAGUAUAAUUUUGCAAUGGUUAGAACCAUAUUGUUUCAGAUGGUCGGUAAGCAUAUAAAGCCCGAUGUCAACACUUUUAAUUGUAUACUUUCUGUCAUCAAGAGUAUGAAAUCACCUUAUAAAAAUGACCUAUUUAAGACAUAUCUAAAUCAAAUGAAGAUCUUUGAUAUCAUUCCAGAUUCUACAACGUGGUACAUCAUGUUUGAAUUUCUUGAUGAAGAAAAACUGCCAUUUUACGAUAAAAUGAAAGAAUUGGAAAUAUCGAUGAAGCCAAUUUUUGUGGAAUAUCUUCGUUUCCUACAUAAAUAUAAAGGUACCCCCGUGGAAGAGCUAUUGACACUGCUCGAAAAAGAGAAAUUACAUUUAGACAAACAUUUAUUGACCACAUUCGUACAGAUUGAAUUAGAAGAUGAUAAUGCCCAGAAGGCUUUUGAAUUGCUUGACAGUUUUGCAGGUCCAGGUGGUCGGAUCAAACGUGUUGACUUUAAUAGUUUGAUCACGAUGGUCAAGUACUUUGCUGUUGAUAGAAUGCAGCCAUACUUUGCAAUUGCGACCAUCAAUUAUUUCCGAAGUCAUUAUGGCCUAAGCUUGAAAAUAUAUAGGUGUUACGUUGAGCUCGCUAAAUGUAUGUUAAAGUGUCCAUAUUUCAAAAACUGGUCGAUAUUAACCAGAAUAUAUUACAAAGAGUCAAUGAUGGGGGUUGGUCAAUCUCUCAUCAACAAAAAAGACAUUCAUGCUUUGAAUGACCGUGCUAAAAGCUUUGAAAUAGAGGAUUUUGACAUUUCAAAGUUGAAGAAUGAUGAGUAUGCUGAAGCAAUUUUUAAUUUUCAUUUAUUGCAAUGGGUAGAUACGCCAAUCUUGAAACUAGAAGAAAACGAGCCGCAAUUCAUUGAAGCAGCCAAUUAUAUGAUCCCACAUAAGGGAAGUUGUCUAAAUACUAAUGAAACAACCCUGUAG